AUGAAGGGGGUAAAACGGGAUCUACGCGUACGAAGUCGCGGGCGGCCGCUAGUAAGUACUACGUACAGCUACACGCAGUACACGGAACGAGUCGGCACACUAGUGGGUCUCGUGGCGAGCGUGCGGCGAGUGGACGCCGCCGCCCUUCAGGAGUGCGCGGCGUUCGAGGCGCAGUCGCCGCUGCCGCUCGCCUGCCUGCUGCUGCGGCCGCCGCACCGCGCGCUGCGUCUGUACACCGUCGCCGCCGAACUGUACGCAGCCGUGGGAACGGCGGCGGCGGCGCAGGCGUUGGAUUUAGCCAAACGCGCGGGGGCGGCGGCGCGCUCGCAGCUACGUCACGCCGAGAACCACGCCGCACUCUGCCAGCUGCAGCGCGACAUAGUAGGUUACGAUAAACUGCUAGUAGCUGAUAGAGAAUUCGUCAGAUUAGGCUGCGUGUACAAACAUUCCACACGGGGACUGCAGCAAAGAAUGUUAUUUUUGUUCAGUGAUAUCUUAGUAGUGGCGUCCCGGGCGGGCGGCGGCCAUUUUCGAGCGCACUCGGCCAUUCCGCUUCAUAUGCUAGUGCUCAAACACGCCGACUUGCCGCAUUCCUUCGUGCUUGAAGGGGAAGAUGUUCAACUAUUGAUUAGUACGAGUAAUGACCAAGAGUACGCUGGGUGGACGCGGGCGUUCGAUGAAACUAUAACAAAUGCGCAUGAGAAUCCUACAGAAAUAGACACGGAAUUGACGCCUUAUGAACACGAUAUGGCGGAGGAAUCGUCGAGCGCAGGCGGCGCGGGCGGCGGCCUGGCGCACGUUUGCUGGCAUCGCGCUACGUCGCUUGCGCGGGAUCAACUACAUCUUGCUAUGCGGACGCAGCUGUCGGGCUACCUGCUGCGCAAGUUCAAGAAGUCCCCGGGCUGGCAGAAGCUGUGGGUGGUGUUCGCGCAGUUCACGCUGUUCUUCUACAAGGCCUGGCUCGACGACGCGCCGCUCGCCUCGCUGCCGCUGCUGGGUUACGGCGUGAGCGCACCGAGCGCAGGCGACGGCAUCGACAAAGACUUCGUGUUCAAGCUGCAGUUCAAGAACCACGUGUAUUUCUUCAGGGCUGACAGUAUGUUCACGUACAACAGAUGGGUGGAAGUCUUGCAAACAUCGAUGGUGCAAUCGGAUCACAAUUAGUUUUAAUAUCGUAAAAUAGUAUUAUUCAAUGUAAAUGUUUUGUCACAUUCUAAUUAUUUUUAAUGUUCGCCAAUAAAUUAUUAAUAUACAAAGACAAUACAAAAUAUUGGUGCCAUAGCGAUAUUAAAAUGUCUAUCAAAAUAUUUUAUUAGAUCAAUAUUAUGCAUAUAAAUCUUGCCCCCUUUUAUAGAUUUUACGAAAUUCUUGAAUAAAAUCUUGAUGUAUUGAAUUAAUAUAUUCACAUGAAAGUGCCUUUAUAGCAUUAUUUAGUCCAGAUAUUACUUUGUUGUAUUUAUAUUUAUUUAUGUUCGUAUAUGAGCACUAGUUUGAUUCCAGCUAGUACCUUAUUUAGAUGAAUUUACUAAAACGUGAUGUCACACAUUAGGUCUAAGUGUAUGUGUUCCAUUUAAAGGAAUUUGUCUUCGUGUAGCAGCUGUAGGAGUUUAUAUUUUUUCAUUCGGGUUUUAUCUUGUUGACUAUAUUGCAAUAAAAAAAAUAUAUGUCAGUUGGUACAUAAAUCGCCCACCAAAUGAACUUGGCAGUGCUACAAAUGAGUAUUUUAGGGGUAGUAAAGGUAUUAUAAAAACAGUACAAUUUCGUGUUAAGAAAAGUGUGUAAUGAACACAGACGAAAAGGUAUAAAAAUAAAUUGAGUUGAGAGAGUAUAGCAAUGCCCAAUGCUGUCAUGUCAUAUUCUUGUUCAUACAUUUUAAUAUUCCGGAACUGUUGAGAUAAAA
Molecule: messenger RNA, 1900 nt
Organism: Ostrinia nubilalis (European corn borer)
Lineage: Eukaryota; Metazoa; Arthropoda; Insecta; Lepidoptera; Crambidae
Product: FERM, ARHGEF and pleckstrin domain-containing protein 2-like
Exons: 9
Coding region: 1-1164 (387 amino acids)
Molecular function (GO): guanyl-nucleotide exchange factor activity
Source: RefSeq, a predicted model, not a curated record